UUUGGAGCUUUGCAACUCCGAACCGGCAGCGGAAGUUAGGUCUCUAAUCAAAUUUGGGUUGCGGAUAACGUCUUCAUCCUCCCAAACUGCUUGAAUCUUUCAAUUUGAAGUCGAUUUAACGUUCAACCGAUUUGAUUUCAUUCACCAAUUAUCUUCAGGAGAGCAGUUAUAUAUCUAUUGAUAAAGCCUAGAUGUUCACAACUGAUUUAAGUUCGAUGAGUGAAAAAGAAUCGAGUAAUACAAGGAAAAAUCUCCAAAUGCAUGAGAUAAAAGAACGUCCACGCAUUAAUCUUCCGGCACUUCGUGGCUUCUUGUUGCAGUUUCCUGGAAAACUUCAGAAGCAUCUGAAGUCAAGGUUCAAGAGGCCAACAGAAAAAGUGGGAGGAAACAGGGAGAUGUUCAAACUGAAGGAUUCAAAAUUCAAUCUAGAAAAGCAACUGCAGGCUUGGAGAAAAAAUCCUGUGUGGGAUGAUAAUCAACCCCCUGGAAUUGAGGUCAUUGUACCCAAAGGGUCUUUUUGCCAACUAAAUGUAAAAGUGAAUGUGGGCUUGCCCCCAGAUGCAAUAUACAAUAUUGUCACCGACCCAAACAAUAAAAGGGUCUUCAAGAAUAUUCAGGAAGUACUAUCCAGAAAGGUUUUGCUUGAUGAAGGUUCAAGGCAGGUUGUUGAAUUGGAGCAAGCUGCUAUAUGGAGGUUUCUGUGGUGGUCAGGAACCAUUGCGGUUCAUGUAAUGGUAGAUCAGAACCGAGAAGAUUACUCAAUGAAAUUCAAGCAAGUUAAACCAGGAUUUAUGAAAAGAUUUGAAGGUAGUUGGAGAGUAGAACCCAUUUUACUUGAUGAAAAACUAUGCCAUCCCUUCAAGCCAAAGACUUUAUCAGAGUAUAUGUCAUACACUCAAGGCAAAGGAAGAAUUGCAUCAAAAGUAACCCUGAAACAACUAAUUGAACCUGCUAUUGUUCCUCCCCCACCCAUUUCUUGGUAUCUUAGGGGAAUCACAACAAGAACUACCGAAAUGCUCAUAAACGAUUUACUCGAUGAAGCUGCUAGAAUCAAAGGCGUUUCAGGCACCGAUCAUAUCGUCACAACAGAAUCAGAUUUACGUCAGGGAUUAUCGGACGAACGAUUGCCCGAUGAAACGUUUGAUAUCAAAGAAAGAUGGGCAUUGCGGAGAAGAAAAGCUCGGAAACCGAUGUGAAGGAAGAUUGCGUUUUGAGAUGAUCGAGUUCGUUAAUUUCGGUAAGUAACUUCAUGGCUCUAAAUUACUUGUGAUCAUUUUGUUUUUAGAAUCUUGAUAUUUGCAUAUUAUACCACUUGAUGCUAAUGCUCCUUGCAUUUGUUUUCUUGAGUUUUUAUAGUAUAAUGUGUAUGAUUGCAUGUUAUUAUUUUGUAUGACAUGUACUUAAUUAUGUGAUCCAAAAUAACAUAUGGUAAAUAAGUUCAUUUUUA
Messenger RNA from Cynara cardunculus var. scolymus (artichoke), 1447 nucleotides. RefSeq lists its product as uncharacterized. NCBI's taxonomy places the organism in Eukaryota, Viridiplantae, Streptophyta, Magnoliopsida, Asterales, Asteraceae. The transcript has 6 exons. The coding region runs from base 192 to 1196 and encodes 334 amino acids. The record is from RefSeq and is a predicted model, not a curated record.